This is a messenger RNA of Penicillium chermesinum, 1746 nucleotides long. RefSeq names its product TPR domain protein. The coding region runs from base 1 to 1746 and encodes 581 amino acids. Gene Ontology annotation, molecular function: protein binding. The transcript has a single exon. The record is from RefSeq and is a predicted model, not a curated record. Gene Ontology annotation, cellular component: intracellular anatomical structure. NCBI's taxonomy places the organism in Eukaryota, Fungi, Ascomycota, Eurotiomycetes, Eurotiales, Aspergillaceae.
AUGAGCACCUUAGGGUCGCAGGCACGGGCGACCAGCGAGCCCUAUUUCGACUUGGGCACGUUGAGCCGCCAGGUCUCCACGGACUCCGACGAAGCGCAGGUGUGGUUCAAUCGCGCUCUGGUGUGGACGUAUUGCUUCAAUCACGACGAAGCCAUUGCGUGCUACAAGCAGGUCAUCGCGCACGAUGAGCGUUGCGCGAUGGCUUAUUGGGGGGUCUCGUUCUGCUCGGGCUCGAACUACAACAAGACCUGGGCCCUGUUCGACGACCGGGAUCGCAUCAAUGCGAUUCAGCAAUGCUACGACUAUUCGCAAGAGGCGCUCCGGCGCGCGGGGAAUGCGGCGCCCUGGGAGAAAGCCCUCAUCAACGCGCUCGCGAAAAGGUACCCCAAUAAUGACCCGAACAGAGACCUGCUGGCCUGCAGCAAAGCAUACGCCGAUGCGAUGCGACAGGUGCAUGCGACAUUUGGUCCGGACGACUUUGACAUCAUCACCCUCUUCGCCGAUGCGCUGAUGAACACCGCGCCGCGGAAAUUGUACGAUGCGUCGACCGGAUUGCCCAUCGCUUCGUCCCCCGUCUUCGAAGUCAAGGACCUCCUCGACCGCGCAUUGCAGAUGCCCAACGUCGAAAAACACCCGGGGCCGGCGCAUAUGUAUAUUCAUCUGAUGGAGAUGUCCGCGACGCCGGAGGCUGCGCUGCCCGCGGCAGAGAUGAUUCGCGAACUCAUUCCCGACACCGGCCAUACCUACCAUAUGCCCGCGCAUAUCGACGUGCUGGUCGGCGACUAUCGACGUGCGGUCAAAUACAACUACAAAGCGACACUGGCCGACGAUAAGUACUUCCGACAAAACGGCGGCCUGACGUUCUACAGUUACUACCGGCUGCAUGACUACCACUCCCUCAUCUACGCCGCCAUGCUGGGGGGAAAAUCAAAAGCCGCGCUCGACGCGACGGACAGGAUGGAGGCGACAAUCACGGAGGAUAUUCUCCGGGUGCAGACGCCCGCGCUGGCAGACUGGAUGGAGUUCUUCAAGGCCGUCCGAGUGCAUGUGCUGAUCCGGUUUGGAAUGUGGGAAGAACUAAAAGCCCUCGACCCACUCGAGGAUAAAGAACUCUAUCGUGUGACGAAUGUCAUGCGACACUACGGCAAAGGCAUCGCGCACGCGGCCACAGGCGAACUGGUGGAGGCUGACCGGGAGCGGGAACUGUUCAAAGAGGCCGCGAAGAUCGUGCCUCCCACGCGCCUCGACUUUCCCAACAAGAUCACCGACAUUCUGAAAGUCGCCUCGGCGAUGCUGGACGGCGAAAUCGAGUACCGACGCAGGAACUACGAGACCGCCUUCAGGAGGUUGCGCGACGCGGUUAUCCUCGAAGACGAGCUGCCGUUCGCAGAGCCGUGGGGGUGGAUGCUGCCCGCACGCCACGCGUAUGCCGCUCUCUCGCUGGAACAAGGCCAUGUCGAACGGGCGGCGCAGGCCUACGCGGAGGAUUUGGGGUUGUCGCCCACGCUCAAGCGUGCCCAUCAGCACCCGAAUAAUGUGUGGGCUCUCCAUGGCUACCACGAAUGCCUGCAGCUCCUGGGUCGUCUGGCCGAAGCGAAUAUCAUCAAGCAGCAGCUUUCGCUUGCUUUGGUGGAGGCCGAUGUCGAAAUUACAUCGUCCUGUUUCUGCCGGCUUGGAGACGUGGCUAUCAAGAACGGAGCGCCGCAGAUGAAUGGUUGUCAUAGCGCAGGGCCGUGUCAUAAGUAA